This is a messenger RNA of Cyprinus carpio (common carp), 1320 nucleotides long. Its product is annotated as trace amine-associated receptor 13c-like. Gene Ontology annotation, molecular function: trace-amine receptor activity. Lineage: Eukaryota; Metazoa; Chordata; Actinopteri; Cypriniformes; Cyprinidae. Gene Ontology annotation, biological process: G protein-coupled receptor signaling pathway. The record is from RefSeq and is a predicted model, not a curated record. Gene Ontology annotation, cellular component: membrane.
UCUGGGUGAACUAUCAAUGUAGCUGUGCUCCUUUUUAAGUUUAUUUCACUGGUCAGUGUUCUUGGACUUCACUGUGGAUAUAGCAUCAUGUAAAAGCAAAAUAUUUAGUUCCAUACCUUGAUUUUUGGCUUUUGUGCACAGCGAUUUGACUACCAAGUUUGGAACUAUUAAAAGAAGGAAAUUACAUCAUUAUACAGCAUCAGAGUGGGCGGUCGAUGGGUUGGUCAGUCUGAUCCAGACACUGUAUAAAUGAAAGGACAGUAAGAAGAGCAGAACAAGCUCCUAAGAGGAGGAGAUUCACUCAUGGUCUAUGAGAUAGAGGAUCAUGAGACUCAAUACUGCUUUCCUGCGAUCAACUCAUCAUGUAUCAAGGGAAAGCGCUCAAGUUAUGAAUACAAUAUCAUGUAUGCAUUUGUUUCAUUGCUCUCAGCAUGGACUGUGUUUCUGAACCUGCUGGUGAUCAUCUCCAUCUCUCACUUCAAGAAGCUUCACACUCCAACCAACCUGAUCAUUCUCUCUUUGGCUGUGGCCGAUAUGCUUGUAGGGCUUAUUAUCAUGCCUGUGGAUGCCAUCAAGCUAAUUGAGACAUGUUGGUAUUUUGGAGACACUUUCUGUGAUGUGUUUUUGAUAAUCAUGGGACUGCUUCUCUCAGCAUCUCUCAGCAAUUUAGUUUUAAUUGCCAUUGAUCGUUAUGUGGCUGUGUGUCACCCUUUACUGUACCCAAAGAAAAUAACAACGGCUAAAACUUUAAUAAGCAUCAGUCUCUGCUGGUUUUUCUCUUCAACCUACAGUAUUGGCUAUUCAGUUAGUGGCAGAUAUUUUGAAGCUUCCCAAAGAUCAGAUGCGUGUUAUGGGAAAUGCUAUUUAGUAAUACGUUUUUCUUGGAUAUUAACCGACCUUUUUUUUUCUCUCUUGUUACCUUGUACCCUGAUUAUAAAUUUAUACUUGAGGAUUUUCUAUGUUGCACAUCAGCAAGUGAAAGUUAUAAACUCCCUGAUGAAGAGUGGUAAAUGUGUAACGGAAGGAUCAGUGAGGAGGAAAUCUGAGAGCAAAGCUGCACUGACAUUAGGAAUCAUUGUGACAGUUUAUCUGCUUUGCUAUAUUCCCUAUACAUUGUCUGCAACAAGUACUACAGUAAUAUCUUCUGCCACAAUUACAUUUCUAUUAUGGACUUUGUAUGUUAACUCUGGCUUGAAUCCUCUUAUCUAUGCUUUAUUCUACCGCUGGUUUAAAAUAUCAGUUAAACACAUCUUAACAUUUAAAAUAUUCAAGCCAGCAUCCUCUCUUGUGGACAUUUUUAAAGAUUAUUAAUGAUUUUUG